UGCAGUUUAUGCGCAAUGCAUUAUGGGACAAGCUGUCAUGGCGGCUCCCUUACAGUAGAAAUGACAUCUGAUUUAGGAUUUAAUUCACUUCUGUUUAUUUUUUCCACUUCAUUCUUCUGCCAUCCACGAUGCAUUAUUGAGUGAACACCUAAAGUUGCCAUGAAGCGGAUUGCAGCCUUGGUUGGCAGGACCGCCUCAUCCUGUUGGCACCAUGGGAGCCCAAAUCUGCCCUUGUUGCCCGUCUUGACCCCUGGGCCUCCAUACACCGGUUCUCAAGUCCGGCACUUGGCUGCUAAACAGAAUAAAGGCCAUUUCAAAGGUCAGAAGAUUUUAAAGCCAGUGAAACUGGAGAAACAACAGAAACAAGAAGUGGAGAUCAAACAGAGGAUGACAGUCUUUGAACUCGCCAAAGCCAUGAAUAAAGACAUUGAUCACGUAUACGAGGCUCUGCUCAACACUGAGGUGGAUUUAGAUGAGCUGGAGCCUGACACGGUGCUGGAGGAAAAAUGGAUUAAAGAGGCAGUCAAGAGAUCUGGAAUGAAACACAGAUGGGCCAAACUAGUGGAAACCAAAGUCAGAGAAAAUAAAGACUUCCAGAGACAGCCUCCCCCAGAUCCUUCUCAGUUGGUACUCCGACCUCCGGUGGUAACCAUUAUGGGUCACGUAGACCAUGGAAAGACCACCCUGCUGGACAGUCUGAGGAAGAGUCAAAUCGCUGCUCAGGAAGCCGGGGGCAUCACGCAACACAUUGGGGCUUUUCGGGUUCAGCUUCCUUCAGGUGAGAAGAUCACUUUUCUGGACACACCGGGCCACGCUGCCUUUUCUGCCAUGCGGGCACGUGGAGCCAUGGUUACGGAUAUAGUCAUUCUGGUGGUUGCCGCUGAUGACGGAGUGAUGAAACAGACCAUCGAGUCCAUACAGCAUGCAAAAAAAUCCAAAGUUCCAAUUAUUGUGGCUGUGAAUAAAUGUGAUAAACCUCAGGCCGACCCCCAUCAUGUGAAAGAAGAGCUGUUAGCACACGAUGUGGUCUGUGAGGAGUUCGGAGGGGAAAUCCAAGCCAUCCAUAUAUCUGCAUUAAAGGGGGAUAAUUUAAUAGAGCUGGCUGAGGCCACAGUGACACUGGCAGAGGUCCUGGAACUGAAGGGCGACCCCACCGGUUUAGUUGAGGGGACGGUCAUAGAGAGCCGAACUGACAAAGGCAAAGGACCUGUUACUACUGCAAUCAUCCAGCGUGGCACCCUGAGGAAAGGCUGUACGCUGGUGGCUGGAAAGUGCUGGGCUAAAGUACGCUUCAUGUUUGAUGAAUAUAACCAGGCGUUGACCGAGGCCGGGCCCAGCAUUCCUGUGGAGAUCGUGGGUUGGAAAGAUCUUCCCUCUGCUGGUGAGGAGAUCCUGGAGGUGGAAUCCGAGCAAAGGGCUCGUGAGGUGGUGGAGUGGCGCAGCUACGUUGAAGAACAGGACAAGUUAAAAGAAGACCAGCAAGCCAUCGAAACCAAGCAGAAACAGCAUCAGGACGUCUACAAGAAGGAGAGGGAAAGCACGGCCCAUCUCACCUGGAAACAGAGGAGGGCGGCCAUGUACCGAGCCAACAAACAUAAACUCACCCACAGGGUCAGCGAGAAAACUGAGACGGAGGAACUCACGCUACCCAUCAUUGUCAAAGGUGAUGUUGAUGGCUCGGUGGAGGCCAUUUUGAACAUUCUGGAAAAUUAUGAUGCUGAUGACCAGUGCCAACUGGAUGUGGUGCAUUUUGGUGUGGGUGACAUCUCCGAGAGUGACAUUCACUUGGCAGAGACGUUCUCAGGUACUAUAUACGGAUUCAAUGUAUCUGCAAAUAAAUCGGUUCAGCAGAUGGCUGCCAAAAAGGGCAUUCCCCUGAGAUUUCACAAAAUUAUCUACAAACUCAUCGAUGAACUCAAAGAGGACCUGAGCAGCAAGCUAUCGCCUGUCACAGAGGAAAAUAUCAUUGGUGAAGCUUCUGUUCUGGCCACAUUUGAUGUGACGGUGGGGAAAAAGAAGAUCCCAGUGGCUGGUUGUAGAGUUCAGAAGGGCCAACUGGACAGAAAGAUGAAGUUCAGGCUCGUUCGAGGGAGAGAUGUUCUCUGGGAAGGUUCUGUGACAACACUGAAACAUAUGAAGGACGACGUACCCACAGUAAAGACAGGCAUGGAGUGUGGUCUUUCUCUGGAUAAUGAGGACCUUGAAUUCAGACCCGGGGAUGAAAUUGUGUGUUACAGUGAAUCGGAGACAAAACAGAAAAUAUCUUGGGAUCCAGGAUUUUGAGUGACAAUAAUCCACAAAUCCCGCUACAAACGAAUAAAUUACCAGUGACGUAUGAUUGUCUUCAUUUUAAUUUGUUAAAGAGCACCUAUUGUCUGAUUCACGCUUUCAUAUUUCUUUUGGUGUUUAAGUGCGUAUUAGUUCAUGUUAAAGAGUAACUAAACCUUAAACCAACUUUUUUUUAGUUAAAAUUAUGCUUUAUUAGUGCUGUUCAUUGAUUUUAGUAACUUUUUUGACAUUUGGAUGUAAAGUGUUUCAAUACUACAAUAUAUGGUCUAAAAACGUCUGAGUGCUGCCCUCUUCAGGUUGAACGGUGGCUACUGCAGUUGAAUUUUCCUAUUGGAUGUUGGGUCCAAAAAAUGACUCGUGACGUAAGCAGGUUCAAGCUCACCACGCCCUUGUUAUGAUCUCACCAAACACUUGGUACGAGCUUAGUUCGUCCUCUCUAUCUCCAUUGGGAUCUGGCCACUUUUCUUGCAUUUUUCAAAUAUUGCCAGUGGGCGGAGUCUGGCUCUGACCAGGGGUUUAGUUACGCUUUAACGGUAUGCAAACCCCAAAGUAAACGAUGAUGCUAGUUUUCGUCUCCAACAUAAAUCUCUUCCUUGGACUACAACAAACACACUGAUUGUAGACAACAGUUUACUUCCUGGGAUUGGUGAUGUAGUAAAGACCGACAUUAUCAUAAUUUUUUCCCGCUACGGACUCACAGCCUGUAAGUUAACUCCUGUUAGCAUUAAAUUGUGACCGAAUCUUUCAAACAUGGUAAGGAGCGUCACAUUUCCGGCUGACAUCAGAGGUAUUCAGGCCAAUUACAAUGUACAGAUUAGCUGGCCAAUCAGGGACACAGAGCUUUUCAAAUCUGUCCAUUCAGGAAGAAAGUGAAAUCUGGAGCUACAUAAAUUUAUGGUAUGUGGAAAAUAAUGUGUUUUUGAACCAUAAACCACCAGAACAGCAAUGAAAUGGGUGCACUUUAAUAUCAGAACUCAACUGUCUAUAAAGUGUAGAUGUGUAAUUUAAAAUAAGUGAGAGAAUAAAAGAAGAGUAAUUUCUCAAACAAUUGCUCAUCGUUGUAGAA
Paramisgurnus dabryanus is the source of this 3355-nucleotide messenger RNA. It is a transcript of the gene mtif2, whose product is annotated as mitochondrial translational initiation factor 2. The record is from RefSeq and is a predicted model, not a curated record. Gene Ontology annotation, biological process: translational initiation. Gene Ontology annotation, molecular function: translation initiation factor activity; GTP binding; GTPase activity. Gene Ontology annotation, cellular component: cytoplasm. Lineage: Eukaryota; Metazoa; Chordata; Actinopteri; Cypriniformes; Cobitidae.